AUGAGAUUGAUCAACGCCACCACGCUCAAGCUCGAAGAGUUCGUCAACCAUGAACAAGCCCCGCCCUACGCCAUCCUCUCGCACACCUGGGGCGAUGAAGAGGUCACAUUCCAGGAUAUGGCCGACCUAGAGACGGCACGCAAGAAGGCAGGGUUUGCGAAAAUCAAGCACUGCUGCCGCCGGGCCCUGUACGAGGGCUGGGACUGGGUGUGGGAUGACACGUGCUGCAUUGACAAGACGUCGAGUGCCGAGCUGUCGGAAUCUAUCAAUUCCAUGUUCCUCUGGUACGAAGCGGCGGAAGUAUGCUAUGCUUACCUUGCCGACGUCCCUCCGCUGGCCUCGUAUCCGAGUGACCAAAAGCAUCGGCAAAGGUUGGACUUUGUGAGCAGUCGUUGGUUUACGCGCGGCUGGACGCUGCAGGAGCUGCUGGCGCCGGCCUUUCUCGAGUUCUUCGACAGCGGAUGGGGGAUGAUCGGCUCGCGGGAACAAUGGGCGGAUGACAUCGAGAAGGCGACCGGAAUCGAAGUCGACCAGCUGGCCAUCUUCCAGCAGUGCUCUGUGGCGACCAAGCUCUCGUGGGCCGCGAAUCGAGAGACAACGAGGAUCGAGGACCGCGCCUACAGCCUGCUCGGUCUGCUGGGCGUCAAUAUGCCCUUGAUCUACGGGGAGGGCAAGUUGGCAUUCAUCCGUCUGCAGCAUGAACUGACACGUUAUUUCAACGAUGAGUCCAUCUUUGCGUGGGGCUUCCCGUUAGGUAUGUCCUAGAAUCGGGCAUUCCGGCUGUAUUUGGAGAGA
Messenger RNA from Chaetomium strumarium, 795 nucleotides. Its product is annotated as heterokaryon incompatibility protein-domain-containing protein. The record is from RefSeq and is a predicted model, not a curated record. NCBI's taxonomy places the organism in Eukaryota, Fungi, Ascomycota, Sordariomycetes, Sordariales, Chaetomiaceae. The transcript has 2 exons. Bases 1 to 765 code for a protein of 254 amino acids.